This is a messenger RNA of Triplophysa rosa, 4141 nucleotides long. It is a transcript of the gene cnot3b, whose product is annotated as CCR4-NOT transcription complex, subunit 3b. Gene Ontology annotation, cellular component: CCR4-NOT core complex; P-body; nucleus. Gene Ontology annotation, biological process: nuclear-transcribed mRNA poly(A) tail shortening; regulation of stem cell population maintenance; regulation of DNA-templated transcription. The coding region runs from base 190 to 2844 and encodes 884 amino acids. The transcript has 18 exons. The record is from RefSeq and is a predicted model, not a curated record. Lineage: Eukaryota; Metazoa; Chordata; Actinopteri; Cypriniformes; Nemacheilidae.
GGAGGUGUUCCUGGUGGCCAUCUUUGAUGCGCGAAGUGAUUGUUUGACGAAUAGAAAUAAUAGAAAAUAAAAAUAUAGCGUAAAAAGUUAAGUAAUUGUGCUGGAACCGAAGGGGAUAUUAAGAGGAAAGGUGAAACUCAGGAAAAUAAGGAAAAGAAGGCAUGAAGAAAACAUCAUAGUCAAGUCGUCAUGGCUGAUAAAAGGAAACUUCAAGGUGAAAUAGACAGAUGUUUGAAAAAAGUUGCGGAAGGAGUAGAGCAGUUUGAGGACAUUUGGAAAAAGCUCCACAAUGCAGCCAACGCCAACCAAAAAGAAAAAUAUGAGUCUGACCUCAAGAAAGAGAUAAAAAAAUUACAGAGGCUUCGAGACCAGAUUAAGACGUGGGUUGCCUCCAGUGAGAUUAAAGAUAAAAGACAGCUAGUAGAAAACCGAAAACUCAUAGAAACGCAAAUGGAGCGAUUUAAGAUUGUGGAACGGGAGACCAAAACGAAAGCGUACUCUAAAGAGGGACUCGGUCUAGCUCAGAAAGUCGAUCCCGCACAAAAAGAGAAAGAAGAGGUCGGGCAGUGGCUAACGAACACGAUAGACACUUUGAACAUGCAAGUGGAUCAGUUUGAGAGCGAGGUAGAAUCACUCUCUGUCCAGACGAAGAAGAAAAAAGGAGAUAAAGAGAAGCAGGAUCGGAUAGAAGAACUUAAGCGCCUGAUCGAGCGGCACCGCUUUCACAUUGGCAUGCUCGAGACCAUCCUCAGAAUGCUGGACAACGAUUCGAUACAGGUGGAUUCCAUCCGCAAGAUUAAAGAUGACGUCGAAUACUACCUUGAUUCAUCUCAGGACCCAGACUUUGAAGAGAACGAGUUCAUCUACGAUGAUAUUGAUUUUGAGGAGAUCCCCCAGCCAAUAGUGGCAACAUCUCCACCAGGUAACACGGAAGAUGACAUUUUCCAGCACUCAAGUUCUACGCCGACCUCAACGACGUCGUCUUCACCCAUCCCUCCCUCCCCAGCUACUUGCACUACGAAUUCGGAAGAUGAAAAGAAAAGAGGUCGUUCGACAGACAGCGAAAUCAGUCAGUCGCCAGUCAAGACAAAUCCUGCUUUCUUAUUUCAGUCACCUAUCAAGAACGGAAAUCCAUCUUCAUCUCUAUCCUCCUCGUCCUCAUUGUCAUCGUCCUCGGGAGCGUCUUCAAACUCUUUGAUCUCCAUGGCAACUAUAACCAGCGGUGCAAGCUCGACAUCAGGGGGCAGCAGCCUUUUAGGCCAUGUGAUGGCCUCCCAUCAGAACUCUGGCAGCUACAGUUCAGCAACCCAGCAACAAUCGCAACAAAGCACGCAUCAGCACCAGCCCAAAAACUCCUCCCAGUCCAACGCUAACUCCGCCUCCAACAACAGUAUCUUAAUCUUGACACCAACAUCGACCUCACCGCCUAACACCAGCACAACCGGCCCUGUGACACCCGUCUCCCAGAGCCAGACGGGUUUCGGUUCCAGUCUGGGCCUGGGGAAAGGUACACCAACAAGUGGCGCAAACCAGAUCCCCGGCCUGGUCCUCUCAGGGAUGCCGGCAUCCCUGAGCAGCAUGGCUGGGUUUUUGAGUCCGGCACCUUAUGCUCAAGCGGCCGCAGCAGGUGCUUUGAGCGUCGGGUUUUCGGGAGCAAAUGUUAGUAGUACCAACUCCAGUGGAGUUGUAACAUCAAUGACUGCUAACGGAAGUCUGAGCUCCACGAGCCUCUUGGGUUCGGGGCCUGGUGUGUUGGGUCUCGGGUUGACGCAGUCUUCUGUGGAGCCUCUGGUGGUUUUAAGCCCUGUGGGAGGUGGACUGACCUCAGGGAGCAGUGUGGGAGUUAUAGGAAGCAACAUAGGGACCUCUGGGUCAGGAAGUGCACCGGCUAUGGGAAGUGCCGGGUUACCCCGACCACCUAGUGGACCGAAACAAAAUGGCGGUACAAGUUAUAGUGCCGUGGUAGCGGACAGCACAUCUGACUCCAUUCUCAACAGUGCCACCCAAUUGCAAAAUAGCCAAUCUACAUCCUUAAAUUCCUCAGCAAAUCAGCCAAAGGACACUGGGUCCAGCCUUCUGGGGUCGAUGAUGCUGCCGCCCAGCUCGCCCUCCCCGUCAUACAGUGAGAGUAAACCAGCUGGUGGAAGCCUACUGAAUGGACCUCACUCCUAUACACAGGCUGUUGACACCAUCAAGGAGCCUCCGAGCUCUUUAAAAUCCAUGGCAGAGAGGGUAGCUCAUGGCUCAGGGUUAGAAGAAGAGCUGUCUGCACUACAUAUCACUAGUGAUAUAUUUCCCAACUCCACGACUUCAUCGGGCACUCCUGCAGCUCCUCAGUCAUCUGUAUCAGAGGUGAACAUCCCACCAUCGUUGGGCGUGUGUCCGCUUGGCCCUGCCCCCCUUUCCAAAGAGCAGCUCUACCAGCAAGCCAUGCAGGAGUCUGCCUGGACGCACAUGCCUCGCCCAUCUGAUUCGGAGAGGAUCAGGCAGUACCUGAUGAGGAAUCCUUGCCCAAUACUGCCUUUCCACCACCAGAUGCCACCUACUCACUCUGACACUGUGGAGUUCUACCAGAGACUGUCCACAGAGACCCUCUUCUUCAUCUUUUAUUAUUUAGAGGGUACGAAGGCACAGUAUCUAGCAGCCAAGGCCUUGAAAAAACAGUCAUGGAGGUUUCACACAAAGUACAUGAUGUGGUUUCAGAGGCAUGAGGAGCCCAAGACCAUCACUGAUGAGUUUGAGCAGGGGACGUAUAUUUACUUUGACUAUGAAAAAUGGGGCCAGAGGAAAAAGGAAGGAUUUACAUUUGAGUAUAGAUAUCUCGAGGACCGAGACCUUCAGUGACAAGCAGACAACUGGCAGGAACGGAGGACUACUGUCGACAUUCCGAACUGAAACAACACGCACAUACACACUCUCUUUCAUUCACCAAGGUGGAGACCCAGAUGCGAGUGCGGGACAGUUUUUUUGUCUCGCUGGUGCAUAAUGCAUCUGGAGCUCGCCCACUCUUCUUCAAUACUCCCCCCCUUGACACGCCCCUCUCCAUUUGUAACUCCGCCCCUCGUUCCAUCAGACUUGACAGCGUUAAACUUUAUGGAGCAUUAUUGCACCAAAUAAGGUAUUAGCAGUAAGAUUCGAGCAAAAACACAAAUAUGCCUGCGUAAUUUAUCCACAGCUAAUUUCGUAAAACAUCGUUUUAAGUACAAACAAAUUAAACCAUUUUAAGUAUUAAUACUAUUAAAGUGAACAUCAGCAAAUUUAAUUUGUUGGCACAAAUAUGUUUUGGCAUACACUGGUCCAAAAAAAACCGGUAACAGCGGCAAACUGUUCUCUUUCUUGCUCUGGUUAAAGCACAGGUGUUCAUUCAUAUCAUAUGUGCUUUGCCGUACAUAUAUAUUAUACCCCCACAUAUAGUGAUAUUUUGAAUUUUGCUACCACUGUGAUGUGACUUGAUAAGAGCCUAUAGCACCAGCUCAAGCACAUUAUAUUAAAGAUGUGUUUAUAGACACUAACUAACAGCAAGAAUUGGUUUGGCUUGGUCACUCUUAUCACAAAGACUUAAUAUAGUUAAAUUGUGCCUGUGUGAGCUGUGUUUAAUAUACAGAGCUUUUAUUUGGGCUAAGAAAGGGAGUUUACAAACGUUUAUUAGCUAUAUAUAUAUAUAUAUGUCAAUGUUGUCACACUUUCACACACUUCAUUAGAACCCAAUGUCGUCCAGAUUUGACACCGUUUCGUUCUACGACACUCAGAAAUAUCCAGAGUUUCAUAGGAAAUGUUUUGUUCCCUAAUAUUUGUCCGUGCUGUACAAGUUUGCAAUCAGAUUUAAUUUAGUGCAAAGAAAUGCUUUCGAGUGGGAGGAAUAGGGCAUUGAAGAAUAGGGCAUCACGCAAACAGCCCAUGCACACCACCUCGUUUUUAUUUUGACCUUUAACUUUCCUGAUGAGCGUGUGGAAGAGAGCAGAAAUGUGAAUUAUAGAUAUUUUUUCCUAACUGGAAAAGUGUUGUACAGAAUGUUUGUUUUCCUGUCGAUCUCCCCCGAUUUCAUUUGAAUGGCAUGAGAAAUUACACUCUAGAAAUGGCCUGGAUUAAAUAAACACGUUGAAAUUUAAGUAAAGACUGUAAAAUAUAAAUAAAAGAAUUA